AGGUUGAGAGAUGUGUUCGAGCUAGUGACGAGAGAUGACAUCCUGAAAAGCAGACAGAGAGCGAAGAGCGACGCCAGAGACGCCGGCGCUUACAACCUGACGAAACGUUGCGCCGAUUGUCGUUUGUUCGUUUCGUGGUAGUGGGGGAAAAACCGCGCUCCGUGUUGUCAGUCACUCAGUCAACGGAGGCUCUGCAACUGAGAAGGACGCUCUUCACUUGUUCCGUGCGUUGACAUUCGCUCCAACUGUCGCGGGGGGCGAAUUGACAGUGAUCGGUGACGAAGUGAAAGACCGCGAACAUCAUCGUGACCGCCGAACCAUGUUCACCCACGAUCCCCUACUUGCGUAUACGAAAUACCUGUGCUGUGCAGUGUUCCACCGCUAAGCGAGUCCUCGAUCGGAGUUUUGUUUUUUCCGGAUGUUAGUGAUGUUUGUUUGGUGGAGAAAAUGAACUAGAGAAGAGCAAAAAGUCGUUCAAGAUUUUGCGAAAAUCGUCCAGGAAAGCGGGCAAAAUGCCGAGACGAAAACAGGAUUGCCCUAAAAGGAUGAAAUGGGAAGGUGGCGAGGAAGGCUCGCCGGAAGAAGGCGAUAAAUUGGAAGGCGACGAAGACAACGGCUCUAUGACUCCCAAUUCGGUCGCCUCUCCCGUACCRCCCGAAGAAGAGGCUACCUCUCCGACACCUGGCGAUGUCCCCACUCCCUCUAGUCCACGCUCUGUCAACGAAGAUCCUCUCAACUGCAGGGAUUUACCGAAUUCCCGUUGCAAUUCUCGCGAGUCAUCGGAUUCUCUAGGGCAGCCCCGCUGUCCAUCCGGCGAAUCGAUGCUUUCGGAGCGUGCAGCUCUGUUACGGGGCGUCCCGAUCGGGGCCUCGGCACUGAGCCCCGUCGGGGUGACCCUUCCGCCCACUCUUCCAGCGGCGGCGGCCGCGGCUUUAUUGCCACCUCAGACCGCUGCCAUGGCGGCUUAYCUCAACGCGGCGGCCGUGGCGGCGGCGGCCCAACAAUCCCAUCGUCUCAUGAUGACAUCGCCGUCUGGCUUCAACAGGGCCUCAGUCUCACCGCUGAUCUCAUCUUCGUCGUCGCCGCCAGGAGUCUUUCCCGUUGACGCGCCAAUGCACUCUCCGCCUGGUGACGGUAUUCUUGACUUUAGUAAACGUGGCCAAAAAAGUGACGCUGAUAGUGACUCUGACGUGGUUAAUCUUAGCAAGCCAGGGACUCCCCCGAGCGGCGAAUCCGGGAACGGCCCUCUUGAUCUGAGUGUGAGCAGCCGGAAGCGCUCUAAUGAGGACUCCGUGUCGCAGCCGCCGAAUCGCAAACCGCGAACUGAUUUUAAACCGCAGGUUUUGCCUCAGUGGCCCUCGCCGAUCGGUGCUUCGCAUUUACCGUAUUUUGCUGCUGCCGUUGCCGCCGCGUCGAAUUUGUCACCAAAAACAAACAAUUCGUCCGACUUGUGGAACGGCAAAUUGAAACACGGGGCCCCCACCCCGAGCGACGCUACCAAAGCGUUGGAAAAAAUGAGCGAAUUAAGCAAACUCGGCGGCGAGGACUUAUUCCGUACUAUGGCGAACGCCGCCCCAGGAAAUUCCGCCGGUAACAGACAUAGUGCUUGGCAAUCGCACUGGUUAAAUAAGGGCGCCGAGCAAGCAAAAGAUGUGUUGAAAUGCGUCUGGUGCAAACAAAGUUUCCCGAGUUUAGCCGCGAUGACGACUCACAUGAAAGAAGCGAAACAUUGCGGCGUCAACGUUCCCGUCCCUCCGAUGCAAUCACAAAUCAUGAAUCCUCAACCUCAAAUAACAUCGCCUUCAAACACAAACACAAGUACCUCUUCUACUAAUUCGAACAAACCUAAUUCAUCCGAUCUCAACAUGUUGAUCAAAGAAACAAUGCCUCUGCCACGAAAGUUAGUUAGGGGACAAGAUGUGUGGCUGGGCAAGGGAGCUGAACAAACAAGACAAAUACUCAAGUGUAUGUGGUGUGGUCAAAGCUUCAGAUCUUUGGCUGAAAUGACGAGUCACAUGCAACAAACGCAACAUUACACAAAUAUUAUCUCGCAAGAACAAAUUAUUUCGUGGCGGUCGUCGGAUGAUGCGAAAGGGGGCGGCGGAGGGAGCGGCUCAGGUAACAACCAACCACCGGGAGGACCGAGCAGUCAUGUUAGUGCAGUUCUGACUUGCAAAGUUUGUGAUCAAGCUUUCAGUUCUUUGAAAGAAUUGAGUAAUCACAUGGUCAAAAAUUCACACUAUAAAGAACACAUAAUGAGAUCGAUUACUGAAAGUGGGGGUCGCAGAAGACAGACGAGGGAAAAACGCAAAAAAUCUCUCCCCGUCCGAAAACUACUAGAAUUAGAAAGAGCCCAACACGAAUUCAAGAAUGGUGAUAGCAGCAGUUUACUCGARAAAAUGCGUGAUCCUUCAGGAGCUGGAAGAAUUACUUGCGAAAAGUGUGGCAAUAAAAUUGACACGUCUUUGUUUGUAGAUCAUAUAAGACAGUGUGUCGGAGGAGGAACCAUAGGAAGCAAUCAGAGAAAUUUUCUUAAAAACGCACUUAUGUCAAAUAAUAUUUUACCACCAGAAAGUCCAACUAGAGAUAAGUCGAAACAAAAUGAAAAGUCUCCUUCACCCCAACAACGGUCACCUUCAGUCACUGAUUUAAGUACCAACAAGGACGGUACGACCGUUCCAGAAAAUAAUAACGGUUCUUCUCCUUCUGUUCUCAACGCCAUCGAGAAAUUAAUUGAAAAAAGUUUUGAUUCACGAUCUCGACAAAAUUCGUCUUUCCCCGGUCACGGUCCAACUACAGCUCCUAUGGGUUCUAGUAUUUUAAAACGAUUAGGAAUUGACGAAAGCGUCGACUAUACCAAACCAUUAGUAGACGCACAAACCAUGAAUUUGUUACGAAGUUAUCACCAGCAACAAAGUCAUCAUUACGGUAGACGGGAACGCAGUGGGAGCGAAUCGAGUUCAAUAUCAGAACGUUGUAGUAGUCGAGUAGAGUCUUUAACACCUGAACGCAAAAUGGAACCACCGGGAGUACCACUGAACAGUACUCCCAGAUCCACCCCCGACAAAAGGGAAAAAUCUCCGACUUCCGAUAAAGCACAAGAAACGGAAGGCGAAGUCAUAGUGAAAAAAGAGGUUAAUGACGAGGAACGACUUGAGAAUCACACUAGUGUUAAAAUUAAACGUGAAGCUGAAGAUCGUGAUGAAGACGAGCGCAGUUUUCACAGUAACGGUGCCAAGGAGGAGGACGAGACGAAGCCUUCGGUGACUCCYUUGUCCAGUCCUCGACAGGCUGYAGAGACCCACGCAAGCAGUCCCUGUCGGAACAGUGCUAGUCCAGCCAGUAGCGACCGCUCGGGCACUCCUCGUAGCACCAACGGUGAUAGGAAACCGGGCGGUAGCUUGGGGGCGUUGAGUUCAAUGUUCGAUARCUUGUCCGGAAACAACACUAGUGACGCGUUAGCGCCGUCAGGUGGCAAAAAGGGCUCGAGUCAUCCAUUAGCAGCCUUACAAAAAUUAUGUGAUAAGACUGAAACCCACACAAACAACCGCACACAUUCUGCAACAUCCAAUUCGAGUGUUAACGCCAACACGAAUAAUAUUCCAACGAAUAGCGGGACGACUCCUGGUGCAAUUUUGGCCUUCAGUUGGGCCUGUAAUGACGCGGUGAUGACCUCGGAUUCGAUAAUGAAGUGCGCGUUUUGCGACACGCCGUUUAUUUCAAAGGGGGCGUAUAGACACCAUUUGUCGAAGAUGCACUUCGUGAAAGAUGGAGUUAUUCCCGAUCCGGUGGCGCUCAAAUCGUCGCAGCAGGGGUCGAGUUCGUCCAGUGAGGGGGUGCCGUUGAAAGGCACUGCUGUACCGCCGCCGAGCGGGUCCAGUGGCCCCGGGUCGACCGGGAGCAAGAGUCCGCCGGUGGCGGGAUUCGAGGAAAGCCCGCAUUCGAAGUUCUUGAAAUAUACAGAGUUAGCUAAGCAGUUGUCUAGCAAGUAUGUGUAAAUAUUGUGCGUGUGCAGAACAUUCCUAUUUUGUAAAGUAUAGUCUCGAAGGCAUAACCGCUUUGAGCGGUUUAAUAUUGUGAUGUUAUCAUAUCGUCAACCAUAGUAAUAACGGUAGCUAUAGUGAUAUUACAUUGUAAAUUCAUAGCGGAACUACAAAUUCUCAAGUGAUUAUGAUUGUUAUACGAAUUUUAAGUCACAAAAAUCCUGUAAAUAGUACCGAUAAGUCAGUAUUGUAAGAUGUAUACUUUUGAGGGGGCGGCCACCGUCGGUCUGUUUUUGCCAACAAUUUAUUUACUUAUAGUUGUGAGCACGUUUCAAGCUAGUUGCGAUGGACGGUGGUAGCGAACCGGUGCCAUUUCGGCCCUUUGACGUUUAGAAAUUUAAAGUGAAACUAAAUUAGUUGUUGGUAAAAAAAUAAAUCGUACUUUUGGGAGUAUUGAAAAUUCGUAUUAAAAAAAUUGUAGAUGUGGUACCAUUGAUUUCAUUCAUCAUGGAAAAAAACCUAUUUAUUAAGUACGAAUAUUGUAAAAGUUUGAAAUGAAAUUACACAAACACUACGUAUACGUAUAUCGUAAAUAUCUCAUCUUCCAAGAAAGUUUUUAAAUAAAUAUUUAUCAAUAAUUAUACUAUACUGAAUAAUACAAAAGAUGUAUACGCAUUAGCUGAUAUUCAUGGCAAAGCUCCUUUAUGUUAUUGAAAAUUUUUAAACUUUAUUUAAUAUUUUGUUGUAUUUGAACGCAAUGAAGGCUCAAAUAAAUAUAUGUUAUGAACAA
Tribolium madens (black flour beetle) is the source of this 4773-nucleotide messenger RNA. It is a transcript of the gene tio, whose product is annotated as protein tiptop. Bases 513 to 3998 code for a protein of 1161 amino acids. NCBI's taxonomy places the organism in Eukaryota, Metazoa, Arthropoda, Insecta, Coleoptera, Tenebrionidae. Gene Ontology annotation, biological process: regulation of transcription by RNA polymerase II. Gene Ontology annotation, cellular component: nucleus. Gene Ontology annotation, molecular function: DNA-binding transcription factor activity, RNA polymerase II-specific; DNA binding. The record is from RefSeq and is a predicted model, not a curated record. The transcript has 3 exons.